Messenger RNA from Cylindrotheca closterium, 441 nucleotides. The record is from the annotation of a GenBank genome assembly. NCBI's taxonomy places the organism in Eukaryota, Bacillariophyta, Bacillariophyceae, Bacillariales, Bacillariaceae.
AUGGAACUAUCGACAGAUGAACAGAUUGUUAAGGUCACACAGCUCUUCCGCAAUUUGCGUCGUCAACGGUCUCGACCAAGCGCAAACAGCGCUUCCAGUGCGGGGCUUUCAUCCUUGACACCAUCAUUCAUAUCAAGGCCUAGUACAGAAAUUGUAGAUCAUGUCAGUCCAAACGAUGUCUUAUUUGGGCCAUGGCUCACUCGUCCAGGUAAUCGACAGCUACGAGAGCUUGUUAUUGCGUUAUCAGAUGAGUACAACCACACCGACCGCGGCGAAAAAAAGAAUACAGUGUCGCAAUUGGUGGAACGCAUACAAAGGAGUGGAGCUCGCUUCCUGAAGCCCUCCACAGAGCAUGAUGGAAAAUGGGAGGUGGUAUCCAAUAAAGAGUGCGCCCAGGGAUAUGACGAGAAAAGAUGGUACUCCUGGCGGACGCAUUGGUAG